Pseudopipra pipra is the source of this 3064-nucleotide messenger RNA. It is a transcript of the gene ZDHHC16, whose product is annotated as zinc finger DHHC-type palmitoyltransferase 16. Gene Ontology annotation, cellular component: Golgi apparatus. Gene Ontology annotation, molecular function: palmitoyltransferase activity. The coding region runs from base 1542 to 2669 and encodes 375 amino acids. Gene Ontology annotation, biological process: protein palmitoylation. The transcript is spliced from 10 exons. The record is from RefSeq and is a predicted model, not a curated record. Lineage: Eukaryota; Metazoa; Chordata; Aves; Passeriformes; Pipridae.
GGCAGAGGAAGAUGUGUGGCUCUGCUGGAGCCUCCUCCCUGUGGUUGUGCUGCUGUCUGCAGAGAGGUGUCUGGGGACAGACAGGGAUCUUGCCCUGGAGCAGGGUGGCUGCCUCCCCUAUGGGCUCCCUGCUCAACAGCUGCUGGCUGUUAUAGGUGAGGAAGCCUCUCCAAGGGACAGGGACAUGCUGUGUCUUUGGAGGGGAGGGCUGACCUCAGCACUUGCUGCUGGAUGCAGCAUUUUGUCUCUUACCACAGUGACAACACAGGCACAUGUGCCACCCAAAGGCUGCAGGGCAGGAAGUUGUUGCUCUACUUUGCACCUGAUGAGUUUCAGGGAAAAGCUCUUGGCAGACUCAUGAGAAAACACAGAGGAGAGGGCGGUGCUGGGAUUUGUAUAUCCCACCUCUCCCUUACCAGGGAACAGAAAAUAUGAGCAGGAGCCAUACCUGGGACCUGGAGUGGGCUGCUGAGUCUGGGGUCCUCAUGUCCAGCAGCUCCCAACCGUGGGAUCAGCCCUACACUCCUCAGGCAGGACAGAGGAGAGCCCUGGCUCCUUUGUUAGUCCAUCUGGAUGGUGGAGAACCUGCCCUUGCCCUCCUUGCUGCUCCCCAGGGGCUGUGCUGGUGGGCACAGCAGUGCAGAGAGAUGAUCCCUGCCGGAGGGACUCUGAGCUCUGGCACCACUACCUGGCACUGCUCCAAGGCAACUGCUUGGCCCAGGCUCGAAACGUGCCUUGGCAGGACCCUGGGGCAGCCUUGCUGCUUAAUAUUGAUGGUACUGCCCAUACGGAGGCCUGGGGGCACCAGCCCUGCAGAUCGUUUUCCCAGAUCGGGUUCCUUGUCACUCCCAGUCAGGAUGGGGGCUCAGCAGCCAAGGAAGCAUCGGCCUGGGGCUGCCCCGGGGCCACUCCUUCACUGGUGCAUGGCAUUGUCUGAGGAUCCAGGCAAGGAGAAGGAGGAAGUGUUGGGACUCUUGGAGUGGGGCUGUGAGGUUGAGAAGGGCACAGGGUGGCCUCUGCUGCUUGGUCCAGAGGCUGAGGUGAAAGGAAGUAGCAUCCUACUUUUUGGGGUUAUGGAGGGACUAGGGGAGGAGGGGUAAUUCUGUACCGGCUUCGUGUAUGUCUUGUGUGGGUUCUCCUGUUCCUGAACCUAUUGGGAAGUGCUGGGAUCAUCCCUGGAGCUGGCCCAGUAUCCUGGAUGCUCAUGUCUUCUCUGGUUUCCUUUGAGUCAGACUCUCCGUGUCACUCCCCCGGCCCCCUCCCCGCUGGGAAAGACGAGAUGGGACCAGAGAGCACCUGAGCCUAGAUGCUGAGGGGCCUGUGCCCCCCGCUCUGCGCAGAGACACAUCCCAGUGACACUGGCCCCACAGCCUCCCAGAGCCUGGGCUCAGCUCCUCUGGCUCUGCAUCCGUGUCAGCUCAGGGAGCUGCUCAACUGGCAUCAGCACAUCUGGGAGGGGAGACCCUUCCCAAGGGACAGCCAGGCAGCAGGGCGGCCUGCCCACACCGAGCUCCUGUCCCCCCAGGUGUGGUGUGGCAGGGAUGAGGAGCCGGCAGCGGAUGUUUGCCGCGGUGAUGCGCCUGCUCCUCAAGUGCCUGCGGCUGGGCCGGCGGCGACGCUUCAAGCUGGUGCGGCAGGCGGAGCAGCUGUGGCACUACGGGCACCUCUGCCUCCGCUCCUUGCUCUACAACUCCUUCACCAACGGUGAUGUGGUGCUGGACUCCCUCUUCGAGCCUGUCUACUGGCUGGUGGACCACGUCACUCGGUGGUUCGGCGUGGUGUUUGUGGCACUGGUGAUUGGGCUGACGAGCUCCAUUGUGGCCAUCGUGUACAUCUGCCUGCUGCCCCUCAUCCUGCAGACCUACACACCUGCCUGGAUCUGCUGGCACCUGGCCUAUGGACACUGGAACCUCAUCAUGAUUGUCUUCCACUACUACAUGGCCAUCACCACCUCACCGGGCCACCCACCACAGGCCAAGAAUGACCUUACCGGCGUCUCCAUCUGCAGGAAAUGCAUUGCCCCCAAGCCAGCUCGCACCCACCACUGCAGCAUCUGCAACAGGUGCGUGCUGAAGAUGGACCACCACUGCCCCUGGUUAAACAACUGUGUGGGACACUACAACCACCGCUACUUCUUCUCCUUCUGCCUGUUCAUGACCAUGGGCUGCAUCUACUGCAGCAUCAGCGGCUGGGAGAUGUUCCGGGAUGCCUAUGCAGCCAUUGAGAGAAUGAAACUGCUUGACAAGGAGAGACUGCAGGUGGCUGCCAACCAGACCUACUACCAGACCCCACCACCCACCUUCUCCUUCCGCCAGCGAGCUUUCCACAAGAGCGUGGUCUACCUCUGGGUCCUGUGCAGCUCGGUUGCACUGGCCCUGGGUGCCCUCACGCUGUGGCACGCUGCCCUCAUCACCCGUGGGGAAACCAGCAUCGAGCGGCACAUCAACAGAAAGGAAAGGCAGAGACUGCAGAAGAAAGGCAAGGUCUUUAGGAACCCCUAUAGUUAUGGCAGCUGGGAUAACUGGAAGGUGUUCCUGGGUGUGGAUGUGCCAAGGCACUGGCUCACCCGGGUCCUGCUGCCCUCUCCUCACCUGCCCCAUGGGACAGGCCUGAGCUGGGACCUGCCUCCCUGCGUGACGGAGCAGCGCGCACCGCUCCUGGCCAUCUGAGGCCCAGUGCUCCAGACGUCCCUCCCCGCAGGAGGGGAGCGCACGGGGGACCCGCUCCACUGCUGCGGCUCCCUUUGGCCCAAGUGCCUGGCAGAAGGCUGGUGCUGGCACAUAUUGCUGACUGGGGCCAGAGCCACGGGAAACUCCAUGGACAGUGUCGGUGCCUGGAUGCCUGCCCUCUUGGCUCUUGGUGGCUGCAGGCAGCCCCGGGGGAAGGCAGCAGAGCUGCUGUUCCCCGCUCCAGCUGAAGGUGCUGCCCUCACUCAUACAGGUACCGGCCAGCACAGGCCCAGCUCAGCUCUCCAGAGCGCUGGGCACAGAGGAUGGCACCCCCGUCCCCCAAGUACUCCCCAGGGAGCCUUUUUGAGACCAUCCACUAAAUACUGUUUUUUUAA